Messenger RNA from Fusarium keratoplasticum, 1254 nucleotides. RefSeq lists its product as uncharacterized. The transcript has a single exon. NCBI's taxonomy places the organism in Eukaryota, Fungi, Ascomycota, Sordariomycetes, Hypocreales, Nectriaceae. Bases 1 to 1254 code for a protein of 417 amino acids. The record is from RefSeq and is a predicted model, not a curated record.
AUGUCGACAAGUUUCCCUCUCUUUCCAAGCUUCCCCAAUGAGAUUCAAGAGCUCAUCUGGGACGCUGCGGUCCGUCCUGUUCCGGGUUGUCAACACGUCCAAAGAUUCAUCAUCACAGACCACUACUUGAACCAGGCAAACCCCCGAUACCCCAUUUUGGGGGACUUUAUCAGAUUUGGGCGUCAAGAAGGGCCGCGCUCUGGCUUUUCACUUGCUCUCCCAUGGCAUGAUCCGCAGGGCAACCCCAAUGAAUCUGUGUAUGCGAUGGAUAGUGGCCUGUGGACGGCCUGUGCCGCAUCGCGAGCUGCGAUGGUACGGCGAUUCAAGAAGAACGAGUGGUGGUCCGAUAUUCCACAACAAGAAUACACGACAGGAUCCUCAGAAAAGGGAGCGUAUGCUGGCCAGGAAGAUGUCUUUCACUCGGCCACCUACAAGACCCGCGAAGGGGAAAACAGACACAUCACAAUCAAUACCGAAGAUCUCAUAUAUCUGGACCCACGGCAUUUGGACUCCGUAGACUGGUUCCAUCACUAUGCUGGAGACCCUGUUCCUCUCCUCGAUUAUUGUGGAGAAGAUGGCAACAGGACGAGCCCCAGCUUCCUCGGGCUCAACAUUGCCAUCGACUUUGAUCCCAGGAUGAUGGACAUGCUCGCCAAUCGGCCAGUUCACUACUGUCGGGGAGACUUGGGCAUGUAUUCUAUGUCUAUAGUCGACAUGGUUGAUGUUCUGCACGAGUCUGCUGGAAGGACGCUUUGGUUUAUCGAUCACCGGCUUCGACGACGAUCAGCCGAGGGUGUAGGCUCAACUUCAGACAUGCACUCUGAAGAACCAGAAGCAGAGGUUCCGCGGUCAGCAUCGACUCCAGAUGCCAACCGGCAAAUCUUCCACGCCGGCGGCUACAUCUUGGUCGAGGUUCGAAGAGAAGACAUGGGACUGUGGACCAUUGAAGCAAAAGGCCUAGAACCCAGCAGCAAUCACUGCACUGUCUUCGACUUUUUCGAUGUUUUGUUUCAGACGGGAUAUGGGAGACUGGACAUCCAAAAUUCAACUCGAAUGCGGGUGUUGGCAUAUCAAGGUACCUCGAAUGAAGCUCCAAGACGGCGAGGGCCAUAUGAAAUCACCCCUGACCCUUCAUGCCUGACAUGCUAUCCAAAGGAGGAGACCCGCCGGGUCCGUCCAGUCAAGCCAUCGACGAGUGAGGAUUCUGACGAUGAUAUAUCACUGAGUGACUUGAAACUCUUUGAGUCAGAAUAA